Molecule: messenger RNA, 1771 nt
Organism: Anopheles bellator
Lineage: Eukaryota; Metazoa; Arthropoda; Insecta; Diptera; Culicidae
Product: organic cation transporter protein
Exons: 4
Coding region: 1-1590 (529 amino acids)
Biological process (GO): transmembrane transport
Cellular component (GO): membrane
Molecular function (GO): transmembrane transporter activity
Source: RefSeq, a predicted model, not a curated record
AUGGCUAUGUCGGACGCAUCGAAUCGCGAAAUGGAGCUCCAGGAUAGUGCCGCGCAGCCAGUGACCAAGCGCGACGCGGAGACGAAAUGGAACCUCGAUCCGAUCCAGCGAGCGAUGGGCCAACUCGGCUGGUGGCACAUCCUAGUCUGUGCCGUCGUGUUCCCGCUCAAGUUCCCGGUGGCCUGGCACCAGAUGAGCAUCAUCUUCCUGGGACCUUCGGUGAACUAUACGUGCGCCUCGGACGCGGCUCUGGAGGCCUGCGAUGCGGCGUGCACCGACUGGAGCUAUGACAACAGCACCUUCAGCACGACGAUCGUCGGCGAGUGGGACCUGGUGUGUGCCAACGGUAACCUGGUGAAGCUAUCGCAGACCAUCUUUAUGUUCGGCAUCCUGGUGGGCGGUGUGCUGUUCGGUUCAUUGGCCGACAAAUAUGGCCGCAGACCUCCGUUGGUCAUCGCCGUGCUCAUCCAGCUGGUGGCGGGAGUCGGCGCUGCGCUGGUUGGCUCGUUCUGGGUGUUUGUGGUGCUCCGCUUCUUGACCGCGGUAGCCACGGGCGGUACGAUGGUCACCAGCUUUGUUCUGGUGAUGGAAAUCAUCGGCCCCAAGUGGCGCGAGUUGUUUUCCGUUCUAUACCAGAUCCCGUUCAACCUGGGUCACCUGACGCUGGCCGGUUUCGCGUACUUCCUGCGCGAUUGGCGCGAGCUCCAGUUUGCGUUGUCCAUCUUCUCGGUGCUGAUGGUGUCCUACUACUGGCUGGUGCCCGAGUCGCCUCGCUACCUCUUCACGUCCGGUGACGUUGAUGGCACCGUGACGGUCCUGGAGUCGGCGGCCAAGCGCAACAACCUGCCGACGGACACGAUCCGCACCAGCUUGGAGCAGUACGCCAAGGAGAAGUCGUGCAGCGGUUCCGCCUCGGAUUCGAAGGGAAACGUGCUCGACCUGUUCCGGACGCCCAACAUGCGCUCCAAGACGCUUUACAUGUGUUUCAAUUGGUUCGUCUGUGGGCUGGCGUUCUUCGGCGUGGCUCAGUACAUCGGGCACGCCGGUGGGGACAUCUAUACGAACGUGGCCAUCAGUGCGGCCCUCGAGUUGCCCGGCACGCUAAUCUGCAUCUACAUGAUGAAGGCGUACGGGCGCAAGAAGACGCUGAUAUUUUCCAACACGCUGACCGGAAUCUCGAUGUUGGCCAUCGCGUUCGUGCCACCGUCGGCCAGCACCCUCAACGUGGGCCUCGCCUCGAUCGGCCUGGUGGGCAUGAGCAUCAGCUUCCCGACCGUCUACCUUUACGCCGGCGAACUUUUCCCAACGGUUGUGCGUAACGUCGGAAUCGGUACCGCUUCCAUGAUCGCCCGGUUCGGCUCCAUGAUCGCACCGUUCGUGGCCGGCAUGGGCGGGAUCGCGUACUGGCUUCCGCCGUGCGUCUUCGGCCUGACACCGCUCGUCGGAGCAUUCUUCGUGUUCUUCCUGCCGGAAACGCAAGGUCACCCACUGCCGGAGACGCUCGAGGAUGGGGAAAACUUUGGCAAGCGGCAACGGGUGGCGAGCGAGGGCAUCGACGGACCGGCGAGCGUCGAGAAUGGCAAACACUAGUUUAGCUGUUGGCACCACAGUUUUUGUAGAAUAACUCCUUCUUUUACUCAAACCGUUCCUUCUUCACGCGUGAUACCUACAAGGGAUAGAGCCACGUGGUGUGCCAGAGGACGUUCUGAAAAUGGAAAUAAAUGGGUUUUGUCUCAUACCGAUCGUGCGUGUCUCCGCUUUAGGAGGUUAC